Molecule: messenger RNA, 6030 nt
Organism: Melanaphis sacchari
Lineage: Eukaryota; Metazoa; Arthropoda; Insecta; Hemiptera; Aphididae
Exons: 18
Coding region: 194-4603 (1469 amino acids)
Biological process (GO): transmembrane transport; monoatomic ion transport
Cellular component (GO): membrane
Molecular function (GO): protein-containing complex binding; monoatomic ion channel activity
Source: RefSeq, a predicted model, not a curated record
AUUACGCGGUGACUGUUGUUGAGAACGUUUUACUUAACGAAUUAAAUAAUGGCUAAUCCGGCUUAAACAUUGAAUACGUUCGCCAAAGAAACGAAUGAAGAUUGAAAUUUUUAAAAAAAAAAAAAAAAAAAUUAUUGCUAUUCAAUAAUACUGAUUACAGAGAUGAUUUCGUAAAUCAAGUAUAAAAGACAUCAUGAAACUCAGCGUUACUUCGUUUCGAGCUCACUCAUCAGCUCAGAAAAAAAUAAUAAAAUAUCAAAAUCAGCUCAACUACGUCACAACACAUUGUCCUGUAGUACCAAGUAUAAAUUCGCAAUCUCCAACGUUUAACGUCAGACAAAUGAUGGUCGACAGUACGGGAAUGAGAACGGAUAAUAUAAAACCAGGAACGCCCAUUACGUCUGAAACGUCCAGCUCAAAAAAUGCCAAUGAUAAUUCCAACAGCAAUGUCAAAAACAGUUCAACAACUAUUGAAAAGAUUGUACCAUCCAGAAGCAGGAGCAAUCAGAGAUGGAUGAAACUCAGGACAACCGUGCAGUUGUCUAGUGCUAUAUCCUCGACGAUAAAGACAUCAAAACCAACGUUGCAGAGGGAGGACUCAUUCAUCAAACGGUUUUCCACACGGCAAGUGGCUGAAAAACAGGAGACGUUGGACACCGGCGAUGACGGAGAAUGUAGUUCCGGCUCGCAGGACAACAUCGAAUACGUUCGCCGGAAACGCCGGUUACGCCGAAAGCAGAACAAACUCCCGUGGUCCGUGGUCAAUCCAGACGAGAAUUUCUACUUCAACUGGCUAAUGGUGUUAACAGGCUGCACGCUGUACAACCUGUGGACGGCCAUUGUCCGACAAAGUUUGCCAGAGUUGCAGAGCAUAGCUUCUCCAUGGUGGUCGACCAUGGACGCAUUCAGUGACAUCGUGUUUCUGUUGGAUGUGGCCGUCCAGUUCCGCACCGGUUAUCUUGAACAAGGCCUGAUGGUAUACAAUACCAGCAAAUUGGCCGGUCAUUAUAUCCGGUCCCGAUCGUUCCUGUUCGAUCUCAUAGCACUCACGCCACUGGAUCUGAUACAGUUAAAAAUAGGCGUGCACCCCAUACUCCGAUUCCCUAGAUUCAUCAAGGUAUAUAGGGUGUACGACUAUUACUACAUGGUGGAAUCGAGGACGGUGUACCCAAACUUAUGGAGAGUGAUCAAUCUAAUUCACAUUUUAUUGAUACUGGCACAUUGGUUCGGUUGUUUUUAUUAUCUAUUAUCCGAAGCGGAAGGAUUUAAAGGCGAUUGGGUGUACCCGUACAAGCCGGGUGAUUACGCAACGUUGACUAGAAAAUACUUGGGAUCGUUGUAUUGGUCAACGUUGACGCUGACUACGAUCGGUGAUCUACCUACGCCAGAAACCAAUGCCGAGUACGUUUUCACCAUAGUCAGCUACUUAAUUGGAGUCUUUAUAUUCGCCACUAUCGUUGGGCAGGUGGGCAACGUGAUAACGAACAGAAAUGCAAACCGAUUAGAGUUUGAACGGCUGUUGGAUGGUGCCAAGCUAUACAUGCGACAUCACAAGGUGCCGAGCGGUAUGAAAAAAAGAGUGCUAAGAUGGUACGACUACUCAUGGUCCAGGGGACGUAUUCAAGGAGGUGGCGAUAUAAAUACGGCGCUGGGUCUUCUUCCAGACAAAUUGAAAACCGAACUGGCGUUGCACGUCAAUCUGGCGGUUUUGAAAAAAGUUACAAUAUUUCAAGAAUGCCAACCAGAAUUCUUACACGAUUUAGUUCUCAAAAUGAAAGCUUACAUAUUUACACCUGGGGAUUUAAUAUGUCGGAAAGGAGAAGUGGCCAGAGAGAUGUUCAUCAUAGCAGACGGAAUUUUAGAAGUUAUUAGUAGUGAAACUGGGCAUGUUUUGACAAUAAUGAAAGCUGGCGAUUUCUUUGGAGAAAUAGGAAUCCUCAACUUGGACGGUUUCAAUAAGAGAACUGCUGAUGUUCGGUCAGUUGGAUAUUCAGAGUUAUUCAGUUUAUCUCGUGAAGACGUUCUUGCCGCUAUGAAAGACUAUCCCGAAGCACAAGAUAUUCUUCAAACACUAGGCAGAAAGCGUCUUAUGGAAGCAAGGAACGCAAAUAAGAUUGUUGCAGAUCGGAUAAAAUCUCGAGCUGAAGCUGCAGAAAACUGUAGUGGAAUCGUAGAAAAAAUUCGUUGUGAUGUCAAAGGACUUCGAAAUGCAUUUUCAAAAGGUCGACGUGGCACUAGAGCUGUAGUCGAAGAAAGCAUGGAGUUACAACCAUUAACCAGUAGUGGUCGAAAAUCAGAAAAUACCAGCAGUAAAAGUAUUUUAAGAAGAAUGCCCCGAGUAUGGAGCGAUGAAUUAGCUUCAGGGACUGAUCACAGUGAUGAAGACCCGAGGCCGAUAUCACCGGGUAUUCCAAUACUAAAUAAAGCAAAAUCAGAUAAAGAACCUAAGGUUAAUGAAUCUAAAAAGUGCUUACUGUCGCCACCGCCUAAUAUGUCAGAAACAGCUCGCAAAGAAUCGACAAAUCAAGAAGUAAUCGGUGCUGGACUUCCAUUAUUACAGAGGCUAUUGAUUCUUAAACAGAAAACCGACCAAGAAGCGGUGACGCAAAAUAAACCGAAAAAAGUCGAUCUAGAAGUGACUGAAAGUACACCUAAGAUAAAAUCAAACGUGAAAUUAAAAACUCCUAAAAAAGAAAACGCGAAAAGCAUAAGCCUAAAGCAACGACUAUCAGAGGUACACACUAGACAGCGAAAGCCGACGACAAAUACAAAAUUAUGGACGCUUUUGAAAAAAGCUACGGUGCUUACUCCAAAAGCCAAGUUACAAGACUUAAAAGCCGAUAGUGAAAUCCCACGCGACACACCGUCUCUUCAAUCAAACUUGAAAUCGAUCGCCGAUGUUUCACAUAUAAAUAGCAGUGGUUGCGAAAACAAGUUUAUUGUAAUGUGCCAAAAAUUAGAUGACCAAUAUAAGCAGGGCUCAUUGAUUGCUCAAAACAUAUCGGCUCACAAUAGUUUAACUAAUAAAUGUACUGAAAAUAAUAUUAAUAAGGAAAAAUGUGAUAUUAGAAUAGUACAUAGGCCAAAAGUGUUGAAUUUAAACGGCAUGAAAAGAUGUUAUAAUUCGAUCAACGAUCUAUCGCCGGAGUAUUCCGGUUUGUCAUUCGUUAAGAAAUUGAAAAUACUUAACGAACGACAAAAGCUGGCCGAACUGGAAGAGAAAGCAUUUUUGAGAAGUUCCAGCCUGGAUUCAUCUGGAUGCAAGACUUUGGACGUUUCGCGUGCUAAUCAGUUAACACGGAGUCACUCGGAAGCGGUUGCCUUAGAGGUGGUACUGAGAAACCAGAAUACGCGCAAACAGGAAUCAUUGAGCUGCAGUACUUCACUACCAGAUGAGUGUAACGAAACGGCUGAGCGAAUACGACUUAAGAAUAUACUUAAGAAACUAUCAUCAAAUUGUUUCGGUAACGAAAAAGUGAACCAGUUGAUGGAUUCACAGACCAUAGAAGGAUACGCUGCCAGACAUUCAAAAAUGACUAGAAACGUUACGUUCAAUCAACGUCGCACAAUAGAAUCAUCGCCAGAUUCUUGUACCUCCUUAUUUACGUUUCCCGACAGCAUAACUUCGCAGUGUAAAAACCCUAAUCUUAUACCAAUAGAUUUGUCUCAUAAGACUGACUUGCUAGAGUCUUCCCAAAAUACUUCAAAGCAUACAAAACUGUCCAAACGAAUGUCUAAAAACACUGUACAGUGCACGUCGAGUUGGCCAGAUAUUCGACAAAACUGUUACGACGAAAUAUUAAAUGGUGUGAAAACAAUUGUAGAGAAAUGUCUAAAUGAUAUUGAAGGAAAAUAUCGUAAUAAAAUAGAUGAACUCGAAACCGAAAUUAACAAACGAGAUUAUACAAUAAGCACACUUUGUGAACAAUUCAAUCAGAAACUUUGUGAUCAACCUAUCGACGAAGGUAAAUUAGGAUCAUUACUUGAUAAUUAUUCAAAAAAUAUAGAAGAAGACGAAGAAAAUCCAUUUAUUAGAAAUGAUUCUGUAGAUACAGUCAUGUGUCCAAAACUAUCUUCGUUCAACAGCUUAUCACCAUUCAGAGUGGAUGACCCGAGGUAUAACAACUCAAAUUCUCACAGCCUAGCGUUAUUAUCUAGUAAAUCUUGGGAAGACCGAUCAGAAGAAGAGAACAUGGAACUUCGAGACUUGCCAAAGUCGAUUAUUCCAGAACCAUCAUGGCAACACGACGAGACUAGAAUUGAUAUGAAUUUUACAGACGACGAAGAAGAGGAGUUUCCACCCAGAUGGGAAAACUGGGAAGCAGAAAUGUUGGUGGGACACACUAGUCACAGCGAUCUCCACGCUGGCCCAGAACUUUUGAGCCGAAGGUCUUUAGACGAAAAUAGUAUGAUGAUACACAGAGGACUUCAGGGACGGAGAAGGUGUUUGUCAAUAGAUAACGUACCGUUUUCCAAUUCAAUAUUAAGAAAUUUUGGACAGUACGUCCGUUUGGGGGGCAGUUCGUCACAAAUGCCUUCACCCGACAUACUUCCAACUAUAUCUAAGAGUUGUUUUUCGUUGGUAUCGCAACCCGAAAAUUAGAUUAAAAUUUAACUGAUUAUUAUUAUUACUAUUAGAUUCUAUUAUUAAUAAUAUUGUUGUUAUUAUUGUUGUUACUGUUAUUGUUGUUGUUAUUGUUGUUGUUUUUGGUUACACAAAAUUUUACAAAAACAGGAUAGUUGCAUGGUCUUAUCAUGACUUUAUUAUAAUUGUUCAUACCUCAAUAUUUUAGUAACAAACGAAUUUAUUUUUAAGUUUUUUGAACAUAAUGUUAUAAUUUCAAGUUUGCCAUUCUAGUAUUGUGCCAGGUAUCAUAAAAAUUUGCCAUCAAAUAUGUUAAAAAUAGGGACCAAUAAAAGUUUAGUUUUAGACGGAUUUCCACAGAAAUUGACACAGAAAUGCAUAAUUUUCUACCGAUGUCUGAUACCACAAUGUACUUAGUAGUAGGUAAAUAUAUGUUUAUUUUAAUAGAUUUUUUUUUUAAUUUGUUUAAGUUUUAGACAAGUUAUAUUUUUACGUAAACCAUGAAAUAAUUGGCUUGGUAGGUAUUGGCAAUAAAUAUUAUUACACCAUUUAAAAAAUAUAUAUUUCGGAUUCAUAGGUAUAUAAAUAGGUAAUCAAGUUUCAUAAUGUGAAGAGUUAUAGAGUAAUCUUAAAUAAUAUUUUGAAAUGUGAACUAAUUCAAACAAAUUAUUUUACAUUCUGUGCUUAUUUUAUUAUCAAGGUUAGGUUAUACAUGAAACGUACAAACAUUUCAUUUCAAAAUAAACUGUGUAUCUUACAUACGUAUUCCGUAUAUUAGUUGAAAAUUUUGAUUCAUAGUAUAAAAAAACCCAGACUGCUUAAAAAAUCUUUGAUCUGUUAGGAUUAUGUUUUAUCCCACACGAAACACUCAUUUAUUAAAUUUUUAUAUUUAUUUUGACUUUCAAUUAAAAUGGAGUGAUUGGAUUUUAAAACACAACACAAUUAUUUUUUUUUAUUUUUUUUUUUUUGCUAAAUUAUUUGAUAUUCAUGAACAAGUUCAUAUGAAAAAAUAUACGAUAUUACUAUGCAACUACUCUAAUCCUAUUAUAUAUUGCAUUGCGCUUGAGGCUUGACCUAAUGUUUGUUAUUAUGAACGAACAUUAAUAAUAUCCGUAUGCAUUGAUAAUUUUCCUCGUAAAAUAAUUCAUUUUUGGUCACAACAACAAAAAAUCCAAAUAUUUUAUAUUUGUAUUCGUGAUAUAAAACGAAAACAGUUAUUAAAGCGAUGGUCAAAUUAGAAUAGUCAACUGUCGCUAAAACAAACGUCCACGUAUCGAUAACUCCAAUGUAUAUUGAUAUUUAAUAUUUUUUCCACACCUAACCACGUAAAUUUAACAAAAUUUUUCUCUCCGACAUUACUUAUUGUAUUUUUAGAAUAUUAUCUGUAAUAAAUUAACUUAGACUAACUUAAUUAUGGUCGUAAUUGUACAAUUGUUUUUUUUUUA